Messenger RNA from Closterium sp. Naga37s-1, 4325 nucleotides. The record is from the annotation of a GenBank genome assembly. NCBI's taxonomy places the organism in Eukaryota, Viridiplantae, Streptophyta, Zygnematophyceae, Desmidiales, Closteriaceae.
AUGGAAGGAUCUCGUCGCGUAAACCCGAAACCCCUUGAUAAACCUGUGAACGGUCUAGAUGCUGUCUUAGCGCUGCUGGAUCUCGCGAUCCCUCUCACGCCGGAGUCGAUCGUACGGUUGAACGCAGCCCGGCUCCUGCCCCUGCUAAUUGCCGCCGUCGAUCUUUGGGGGCCUACAAACGCAACCGGACCUACUAGCGCGGAUAAGGUGGUAGGAGAAGAAUCGAUGGAGGAGGAGGACGAAGCUGGCAAAACGACAAAAAGCCCGGGCGGCAGUGUGGGCGGCACAGGGCAGGCGUGGGCGGAGGAUCGGCGGAGGGUGGUUGCGGCGGCGGUGGAUUGUCUGGGAUAUGUGAUUGCAGCGAGGGUAGCGGGUUGCGGCGACCCCAAGAACGCCUGGACGGCCGACGUGGCGGCGGGCUUUAAGGCGGUGUUGGAUCACUCUGUAGCGAGGUUUGAGGGUUCGGGUUUCGUAUGGGCCUUGCCUCUUUUCCUACUCCCCCUAAUCCUCCCCCCUCCUCUCCCCUCCCCCCUCCUCCCCUGUCCUCCCCUACAAUCUCCUGUCCUUUCCUUCUCGCCCCUGCCUUUGCCCUGCACCCCCUGUUCUCCUCUCCCAUCUCCUGUUCUUCCCUGCUCGCCCCUGCCCAUGCCCCUGGCCUGCACCCCCUGCCCUUCCGCCCCCCUUUCCCUUCCGCCCCCCCUUCCCUUCCGCCACCCCUGCCCUUCCGCCACCUCUCCCCCUUCCCGCCCCCGUGCAGCACUCGUCGAUUUCGCCGACGCCCUGAUCGUCCGUGCGCUCGCUCCUUCCAAGCAGCUCGAACAGCCACGUCAGCAGCCACGUCAGCAACAGCAAUCGUUACAAGAGGCAGCUGCGACAUCAGCGGCAGCAGUGCUCCGUUUCAUCUCCUGCCUCCGCCCGCUUCUCCCGCUCCUCUCCCCGCCCUCCCUGCCACGUGUCACCCUCCGAUUGGUCGAGCUUCUCGAGAUCCGCCACCCUCUCCUGGCCUGCCGCGUGCUGGACGCCCUCCACUCGCUGAUGUCAGCUCCAACCCCGGCCACGUCAGCGUCCACGUCAGCUGCCACGUCACCCGUCUCUAAAUCCCUCAUUUCAGAGGUGGUAGCGCGAUUGCUGAAGCAGGAGGGGGAGAGGCAGGCAUUGGGGGGAGGGGCGGGCGGAGGGUGGGGGGCGGGGGGCGGGGGAAGCGCAGGGGGAAGGGGGAAAACGGAUGUAGCAGCGGUGCGCGCACUGCUGGAGUGUGUGCGGGCGGCGUUGAUUCGUCUGCAUGCGAUGGACGCUGACGCGUGCGUCAGCCUGCUGCCGUCCACGUUCUUCACUCUCAUUGACAACCUAGCGAGCGGGCACGAGGAAGUAGCAUUUGCAACGGCGGAAUGCCUCAAGGCGCUCAUCCCCACCUGCCUCGACGACACUGCUGUUGCUGCCUCUGCUGCUAUCGUGCAGCAGCGGCACGCACAGGAAGGCGCAGGGGCGGAAGCAGGGGGAGCAGGGGGAGCAGGAGGAGGUGGGGGGAAGGGGAGAGCGCCGGUGGAGCGAGUGUGUGUGGCAGUGGAGCGGGCGCUGGGGUACCAGUUCCGUGCGUCGUGGGACCUGUCGUUGCUUCUUGUGUCUACCCUCUUUGACCGCAUUGGUCCUUCCUCCCACCUGUUCCUCGCGCCAACCCUCACCACGCUGGCUGAUUUACACGACUUACCAGACACAGACAUGGCUCACCACAAGCAUCUGCAUGCUGCUCUCGGCGCUGCUGUUGCCGCCAUGGGCCCCCACCGCUUCCUCUCUAUCCUCCCCCUCGGCCUCGACCCCGAACCUGCUCCCGCACCUGCUGCCGGACCUAGUGCUGCAGCAGCAGCAGGAGCAGGAGGGGCGGCUGCAGCAUCAGCCAAUCCCGCGGCGCCACGUGUCUGGCUGCUGCCAAUCCUGCGCCGCCACACUGCGGGCGAGUCGCUCUCCUUCGUCCUCACCGCCCUCCUCCCCCUCUCCCACCGCCUCCUCCUCGCCGCCCAGCAAGCCCGCUCGCCCCAGGUCGACCGGCCAAUCGCGGCCAAGCAGCUAGCGGCGCUGCGGGCGGCGGUGUGGUCGCUGCUGCCAGCUGUCGCCAGCCUGGCGCCCGACACUGCUCAGGUGUUUCCACACUUAGCUAAGCACCUGGCGGACGCAGUGGCAGCAGGAGGGAAGGGCGACGAGGGCGAUGGAAUCCGGUCGGCUGUCUGUGUCACCCUGCAGCUCAUGGUGGAUCAGAACCGCAUGGCCAUGGGUCGCCCGCCCCUCUCCAAGCGCCUCACUGCCUUUGACGGUCUGUCAGGCGCCCCCACCACUGCACUGGCUGCUCUAAUCACGGACACUACAUCUGAUGCUGCUGCUGCUGCUGCUGCCGGUGCUUCUGCUGCCACUGAUAAGACAGCAGCAGCGGAAGCAGAAGCAGCGUUUCGGGCGGCACUAGAGGACGACGACGACACCACCGACGCCGAGCGCCGCGCGUGGCGCCAGCUCACCGCUGACGUGGCAGCCGCUAACCUGGCGGCCAUGUCAGCCUCAGCCCGUCCCUUCCUUCCGAUGCUGUUUGACGCGUUCGUGGCGGCCCCAUCAGCCAAGAGGGGCGAGCUUCAGAGCGCGAUCGGGGCGCUCGCUGCUGUGGCUGACCCGGCGGCCCUUCGACUGUUCUUCACCAAUAUCAUGAGCAAGUUGCUCUCUGCCACAAAUGCUGCUGCCUCUGGUGAUGGGACCGGAGGGGCAGCAGGAGCAGCGGAUUCGAGCAAGGAAGCUGGAGAAAAGAGGGCCAUGCUCAUGGAUCUCUCGCUCUCCCUGCUGCCCGGCUUGGACCUCGAGUGCUGCCGUGCGCUCUACAACGCAACGAGGCCCGCCAUCCAGGACAAGUCUGCUGCCGUGCAGAAGAAGGCUUACAAGCUGCUCGCAUCGCUGCUUGAGACCCACCCAGAGCUCCUGAGCCAGCAAUCCGAGGGCGUGGCAGGGGGAGCACCAGGCGGAGCAGCAAGGGGAGGCGUACUAGCAAAGGCAGUGUUGCAGGAGUUGCUGAUGGGUGUGUCCGGGGUGCACUCGCCGUCUCGCCACUACCGCAUCAACAGCCUCUCAGCUGUGCUUCUGCAUCUGGCUCGCUCGGAUGUCCCGGCGUUCCACGAGGCAGUGGGUGCCACGCUCACUGAGAUUGUGCUGUCCGUGAAAGAGGUGAAUCGCAAGGCACGCGACGCGGCUUAUCAGCUGCUGAUAGCGCUGGCCAAGGAGAUGCAGCGACUGGCAGAUGAGCAGCACGAGCAGCGCUUCCUGGCGGCCGGUGGGGUCAUGUACGGCGGCUUCAGUGGCGAUCAAUCCAUGGAUGGCGGUGCUGCUGAUGAUGAUGCGGACUCGCCCUUCCUCAACUUCUUCACCAUGGUGAUGGCAGGGUUAGUCAGCAGCACCCCGCAUGGCCAGAGUGCAGCAGUCAUGGCCCUAGCUCGCCGCAUCUGCUGCACCCCAUCGCACAUCCUGCUUAUUCUCCCCCAUUGCCCUUCCCUCUGCACUUUCCCUGUCCUUUCUCUUUCCCCCUUCCGCUGCUGGUGCUACCAGGUGAUGGCAGGGCUAGCCAGCAGCACCCCGCACGGGCAGAGCGCAGCAAUAAUGUCCCUCGCUCGCCUCAUCUUCCACUUCUCCUCCUCGCUCCUCCACCUCGUGCCCUCGCUCCUCCCGUCCCUCCUCCUCCUCUUCCGCUCGCCGCACCGGGACGUGCUGAAGGCGUGUCUGGGCCUGGUGAAGGUGCUAUCUGUGCGGCUAGAGACGGGGGAUCUGGAGAUUCACCUGCCGGCCAUCAUGACUGCUUUGCUGUCGACCAAUGAGAUCGUCGCAACCAGGUUCAAGGCCAAGGUGCGGAAGAUAGUGCAGCGGCUGGCGAGGCGGUGCGGCCAUGCGACGGUGGCAGCAGUGGUGCCAGAGGAGCAUCAGCGCCUUCUCACUCACAUCCGCAAGGAGGUGGCUCGAGCGGCCAAGGCCAAGGAGAAGAAGCGUGGUGGAGCGGGGGCCAAGGGAUCACAGGCAGGGGACGGGGAGGAGGGGGGUGACGGGCGGUCGACCAUGUCUGGCAGAAGCAGGGCGAGUGGCAAGAGAGCGAAGGCAGAUGAGUGCUGUCGUUCCCCUCAUCUGCCUUGUCUUUGUCCGCACUCCCUGCUCGCUCUCCCCUCUUCCCCCUCCCGCGCGCCUCUGUCGCCACACCACCCACACAACGAGCAACUCGCCCCUCUUGCGCCCACCUUUCAAGGCGCGCGCGUUAAUGAUUGCACUCGGCAACUUUCAAGAUUCAUGAUGGGAGUAGCAGCGAACUU